This is a messenger RNA of Pangasianodon hypophthalmus (striped catfish), 2407 nucleotides long. RefSeq names its product FOS like 1, AP-1 transcription factor subunit a (gene fosl1a). NCBI's taxonomy places the organism in Eukaryota, Metazoa, Chordata, Actinopteri, Siluriformes, Pangasiidae. The coding region runs from base 130 to 1218 and encodes 362 amino acids. Gene Ontology annotation, cellular component: nucleus. The record is from RefSeq and is a predicted model, not a curated record. The transcript is spliced from 4 exons. Gene Ontology annotation, molecular function: RNA polymerase II cis-regulatory region sequence-specific DNA binding; DNA-binding transcription factor activity, RNA polymerase II-specific. Gene Ontology annotation, biological process: regulation of transcription by RNA polymerase II.
UUCUCGUACUACAGCAGACUGUAAGUUAGUCAGCGCAGGAGAGAGCGACCGUUUGAAUCUGUCACGGACUAAGACGCGUUUUUAUUUGGUUCGUUUUCUUGGGAUUUUUUUGAAAAGUAAACGGCCUACAUGUAUCGAAACUACGGGAACUUUGGGCGAGGAACGGAUCAGAACUUCCCCGAUAGCAGUUCUGGGUCUGGGUCUGGGUCGAGCUCUGCCAGCGGUACUCAAGCCACCGGCACCGGUACGACUCGGCAUCAAGAGCCAAAGUACUCAGUGGCAGGAUCUAGUCAGUUUGUCCCAACUCUAAAUGCCAUAACUUCAAACCAAGACCUACAGUGGCUUGUGCAGCCCUCUGUAUUUCCAGUGCCAGGACCAUCCAAGCAACCUCCUCGUCACCCGUACCCCCUGCCUCCAAGACUCGCAUCUGUGAACCCUCACCCCACCCAGUCACACCUUGUUCGACCAGGAGUCAUCAGGGCAAUAACAGCACCAGGAAGCUCCACAAGACGCAGAACUGAUGAACAUUUAUCACCAGAAGAAAAUGAAAGGCGGAGAAUUAGAAGGGAACGAAACAAACUGGCUGCUGCCAAGUGUAGGACUCGUCGCCGCGAGCUGACCGACUCACUUCAGAAUGAGACUGACCAGUUGGAAGACAAAAAGUCCAGCCUGCAGAAAGAGAUUGCUGAGCUACAGAAGGAAAAAGAGAAGCUUGAACUGGUUCUUGAGGCCCACAGACCCAUCUGCAAAGUCCAGGAGUCUGAUUCAGACUCUGACUCUAAUUCUGUUCUUCCUACCCUGGGUGGAAUUAAAAUUGAGCCAGUAGAUUCUGAACUUCCUGGACCCUCUAGAAAAUGCCAGGUUCCCACCAAACAGGAGAAACCAAAGCCAAAAAUCACCAUUCCACCUCCACCUUCAACCUCUUCUAGCAGUAUGAAUCCAGAGUCAGAUUCCCUCCACACUCCGAUCCUCAUUUCCACACCUUCUCUGACUCCGUUCACUUCUAGCCUGAUCUUCACCUAUCCUACUACCUCUCUUGACACCAGUACUCCUACUUCAUCACAAGCACUGAGCCUUUCUGCCUCCUCCACCACUCAGCAUGGUACGUCCCAGCCCUCCCGAAACCCAGAGCCGUGUGGUAUUGCCCAUCGGCGUAGCAGCAGCAGCGGGGACCAGUCAGAUCAAUCCCUUAACUCGCCUACCAUCAUGACCAUUUAAUCUGUUUUACCUCAUGGAAAACAAGUGCUCUGAAUGUUCACAGGUGUGUUUAACACUAGGUCAGAGAAGCACAAGUGUAUUUGUGAAUACACUGAAGAUUGUACUGAUUGUACCUAAUUUUUACCUUUAGCACUGUGCCGCCUUAUACACUCUGAGAAAAAUAAGGUUCGUUAAAACCUUGGACAGUUAAGGGUUCCUGGCUUCCUAAAGUGGUUCCACUCAGAACCCACUCUGAUGGAGAAACACACUGUUGUUGAGUUCUACAUAAAACAUUUAAAGGGUUCCCCCAGUGAGACAAAUCCAACAAACCCUCAAGUAGGAUCCAGAUUUAAGCAGUGUAGCUUUAGUGCUCACACUGGGUAUUAAAUAAGAACAAAUCAGAAAUACUGCAAAGCACAAUAUAGUAUUUAGAAUAUUCUGUUAAGAGUAAACUUUUAAACAUUUCUUAUCAAAACCAUAACUAUGAGCUAUGAACUAUAAUACAAACUACCUUAUAUACUGAAAAGUAUUUACGUAUACUUUAUACUUUAUACAAAACUAUUCUUAUUAGAAAUAUUCAUUAACUGACUAUGUACUGAUGAAUGGGCAUGUAGGCCUAUCACUGUUUGGAUCGACACUACUUUACUAUUGUUGACAGUUUUGAUAACUUUGUUCUAUGCAAUCUAAAGCUAUAAGUCUAAUUUUUUAUGUUUUUACAUGGUACAGUGUAUUAAGCUACUUAGUUACAUCAUGUCCAGUUUAAAAUAUUUGGGUAUUUUGAUUUAUGUCAAGAUCACAAACAUUACAAGCCUGAAACAUUUCAGUAAUCAUUCAGUUACACACUGAUUCAUUUGAAUUGUUCUAUUGAUGAUGAACAGUCUUGGACAAAUAUGCACUUAAUACAACUUUUGUUUAGAUGCUAGCUGUGUGUGUGUGUGUGUGUUUUGUUUUUUAUUUUUUUCCUAAAGUAGCAAAGUUAUAUAUAAAAAAGAUAAAGCAUUUAAUAUAUUGAAAUCUACAGUGAAUGCGUUAUUACAGCUUAUUUGAUCCACUGCUAGGGCUGGUCCACAAUUUAGCAGAUAUGUAUUUAUUGUUGAGAGUAAACUAUAUUUGUACUUUUUCCUCACAGAGAAUUGUAAGCCUUAGCAGUGAAGAAAAGUUUUCAUACUGUACAACAUGUAAGAGUAUAAUAAAAAAUAACUCAAAAUUA